Monomorium pharaonis (pharaoh ant) is the source of this 4262-nucleotide messenger RNA. It is a transcript of the gene scny, whose product is annotated as ubiquitin carboxyl-terminal hydrolase 36. The record is from RefSeq and is a predicted model, not a curated record. NCBI's taxonomy places the organism in Eukaryota, Metazoa, Arthropoda, Insecta, Hymenoptera, Formicidae. The transcript is spliced from 7 exons. Gene Ontology annotation, biological process: regulation of apoptotic process; protein deubiquitination. Gene Ontology annotation, molecular function: cysteine-type deubiquitinase activity; cysteine-type endopeptidase activity. Gene Ontology annotation, cellular component: nucleus; cytosol. The coding region runs from base 1089 to 3728 and encodes 879 amino acids.
GAAAUGUUUUUUUUGGAUUGAUAUUAGAACAAGAUAUAAAUUAAAAUUAAAUAAUAAACCAAAACUCUAAGAUCGUGUUUCGAAAGUCAUCCAGAAGGUGCUUAUGGCAUCCUAUGAUCCUAUCAGCGCUCGCGGACACGGGCGCCAAUCACGUUUCGUCGCGUCCCCCGCGAUCAUACGUAGCAGUUUUCCGAACGCAGGUUGCAAUUUCUUUCGAUAGGUUAAGUGACAGCGUUUCUGGGUGAAAGGGCUCAGUGAAAAAUCCUUCGCGGUCGUGAUCGAGGUGACCAUUGAACACCUCACGAGUGGAAAGGUCGACCGCUGAAGGCAUUGAUCGGUCGUCAGCCGGACAAUUCGAGAGACAGCUGGACAACAUUCGGCGUUCGGACCGUGAGAGGCUCGUCGAUUACCCCUCACACCCCGUGUCCCUAACGCCGGCCGGGGAACCAUCUUGCGCGACGUCCGACGUUUUCCCGCGUGCUGCCGCUCGCAGGAAGCCGUGCUUCGCGGAGUGAUAGCAGCGAAUGCAAAUGGCUGUCACGGCCGUGCGUGCGUGCUCGCCCGCCGUUCCCGCGUGUCCGACGUACGAGCGUGCCGCGAAAUUGUCGCGUGCGAUCGAUAUGUGAUGACCGGCGUCGACCCUCGGAUAUCGUCGAGCUGGUGCUGCUUGCGCGUUGCGGCGUAAACGUGUCGUGUCUUAUCGUCGAGCAUUACCGUGGUACGUACGCGUGCACGCGGGAAAUCCGUUCUCGUGACGAAACUUGAGGGAACGAAGAAGUGUGUGCGCGUGUGGGGGAGAGAGAAACGGACACACAGGCAGACAGAAAGAGAAAGACAGUGCACAUGUGUGUGCGCGCACGACCUCCGCGGCGAGCGACUCCCGUCCGGUAGCUGCGUCGAGGCCGAACCGGGAAUUGAUAUCGCGGUGUGCACGGCAAUCCCGCGUGCCAGGAACCGAGGGAGCUCCACGCCAGAUGGUCACCGUACUCGUCUUGCCAGUAAACCGCCCGGUGAUCGCUGUACAUCACAAGCAGGUGUAUCUGCGAAACAAAAAUUAAGAAAGGGAAUAAUUUCAAACGGUGAGAAAAAUGCCUGCGGUCAGUGUCUGCGAUCCUAUCGCAGCCAGGCUCCACUGCACUCUGAACAGUAGUCCAUCUAAGACCACGGACGAUCUGUCACUUGAGUUAAUGAGCAAUGCUUCGCGGAUUAUGCAGACAGAAAUCCGUUAUGAAGAACUGAAAGAUUUCCAGGCAACGAAUCAAGUGCAGGCUAACUGCAACAUUUUCCUUAACUUGUCCUCCUCUGAAAAUCUGGAGGGGAGUAAAGCAAAGGAGAGCACAAGCUACAAAAAGAAGAACGAUGCAAGCAAAGGACCAAUUCUGCCGGAACCAGCUGUCACCCUGUACUCCCCCAAGAAGGUUCAUCUCGGAUGGAAAGGCACUUGUCCAGUUGGAGCUGGCAUGUACAAUGUCGGGAAUACCUGUUAUCUGAACAGCACACUUCAAGCAUUGUUUCAUGUUCCUGCUCUCGUCAAUUGGUUGCUGUCCGAUCCGCAUCAUAAUUCCAAGUGCGAGCAAAAUAUUUUAGAUGGCGGUGGGGAAUGCCUUACGUGCGCAGUAGCCAAGACUCUACAGUUUAGCCAUCAAAAGUCUGGUGGUGCGAUCAAACCAUUUUACAUAUAUAAUAAACUAAAGCUCAUAUGCCGAACUAUGGUGCCUGGACAACAAGAAGAUGCUCACGAAUUUUUACGCUAUUUAUUGGAAGGAAUGGAACGCGCGUAUUUGACUAGGCAUAAAGCGACUAAAUUGGAUAACUACUCUAAGGAGACGACACCUAUUAAUCAAAUAUUUGGUGGCUAUAUACGUACUGAAGUAAAGUGCCUGCAAUGUCAACACGUAUCUACCACGUUUCAACACUUUCAAGACUUGCUUGUGGAUAUACGCAAGGCAAAUACACUGGACGAAGCAUUAAAUAGUUACUUCAGUAGAGAACAAUUGGAUAACAAUGACUAUAAAUGUGAAGCCUGUAAGAGAAGAGUUCCUGCCACCAAGCAGUUCACGCUGGAACGCCCGCCAAAAGUGUUGUGUGUACAGUUAAAACGAUUUAGCUUUUUAGGGGGAAAAAUAUCUAGACACAUUGGUUUCAAACAGACUAUAGAUAUGGGCCAGUAUUUGUGGAGAGAACCGGGCGAAUCUCCUAAGCAACUAACUUAUAAACUUAUGUCGAUGGUGACGCAUAUGGGUCCCUCUGUAAAUUGCGGCCAUUAUACGGCGGUCGCGCAAGUGUCGAGCGGUCAAUAUUAUUCCUUCGAUGACUCUUGCGUUCGUCCAAUAAGCCUUAAUAAUGUAUUAAGUACAAACGCGUACAUAAUGAUUUUUGAGAUGGAAAACUAUAGCCAAAAUCAACAGAACGUGAAAAUAAACGGCACAACUUCCGCGAAAAAUGUACCAACUUCGCUAUCCAAUUCUACGAAUAAAUCUGCAUCCAAAGCCUCAACGUCAGCUGCCGGAUGUUCGGUGAACGGAUCGUCAAGUGGAUUGUCAAACGACGACCUCGGUAAUUCGAAUAAACCAUUCAUCGGUCCACAACUCCCACCACAAAGAAGUAUAGAAUUAAAUCUUCCUUCUGGACAAAAAUCUAAUGACACGGUUAGUACACAAUUGCCACAGAAAUUGCAGGAUAAGUCGCAAUCAAGAUUAGUUCACAAUAAAAGCGAAAAAGUUCUAAAUGGAAACAGUUUGGUGCCGUACGACGGUUCCAGUGAGGAAGAAGAUAAUUAUUCCUCUGGGACAGGGACUUUGAAAAAUCAAACGUCAAAUACAACAUCUCGAAAUAAUAUCACGAACGGUGUGCCAAAAUGCCUUGUUGUAAAAGAUGUACCAAAAACAACUUCCAGUUGUAAAGAGUCGUCGAAAAUUAAUUUCAAGAACAAUACCAAUGGCAUAUCUCCAACGAUGCAAGUUACAAUUGUAGACUGUACAAAAAUGCAAAAUGGAUCUAAUAGCAAUGGUCGAAUAAGUGUGCUAAAACAUCAGAAUGGGAAAAUGGAAACGAAUGGUCACUCGGAACAGCGAGAUAAAGAUAAAGAUAAGGAUAAAUGGCGCCAAACCAUUAGAAUUAAAAAUGUACAGGAAGAAACUGUAUCUACAAAAGCUGCAACUAGCAAUAUUAAAAGCUGGCAAGCUAAGGUUACAACUUCCUUCAGUAGGUCAACUAAUGGAUGGUCAUAUAUUGAUAAUAGGGAGGAUAUUAAAGCAAGUCAAAAUGGUACGACACCGAGUGCCGCGGCUGUGCGAGAUUUUAAUGGCACCAAUCGCUCGGACGCCGUUUCAUACUUACUGAAAAUGUCACAUCGUGGUUACGGUAGUUCCUCGGUAGCAAAUUGGAAUGGCAAUCAAACGCAGCUUGAACACGAUAUCGAUAACGACAGACGAGAGGAACGUAAACGUCAGUUUAACACAGACGACGAGGAAAUAGAUAAAGGUCGAACAAAAAAGGUCAAAAAUCACACAAAUCGUCGAUCAUACGAUGAGAGGUCCAGUACAAGCUACAAUUCAUUCCAAGAGCACCAAAACAAAACCUGGAAUCGAUCAGUUAACGGUUAUCAUCAUAAUUAUCAUCAUCAUAAUCAUCAUCAUCGAAGACAUUAUUAUAAUACUUCUGCACGAUCACGGCACGGGAACAGUUAUAGACCGCCACAUUAUAGAUUUCAUAAUAGAUAUUCAUAGAUAUUGCUCACUUUCAUUGUCAAUGAUAGCGUGAGCGACGAUGGUAAAGAUGAACAGAGAAAGAUUUUAGGAAUUUUAUCUACAAUUCAAAGGGUGGCCCAUUUUAAUAGACUGUGUGAUCAAACACUAAUUGAUUUUCAUUUGUAAAAUAGUUACCUUUUUUUCAAUAGAAUGAAUUGGAAGCAAACUAUUGUAUUUUAACAGUUGAUACGUUCAUUCAAAACUCAUGACGAUUCAUUUAUGGUGAUUCAUUAAAAAAAACAUAAUAUAUGUUCCUGAUGAACUCGUGGGAUAUUUUUUGCCUCUUACAUAAGUUUACAUAUGUAUAUCAUACAAAUCGAUCCCUGGGGGGGAUGAGUAUCACCAAUUAUACCAUUUUGUGUUCAAUUAAUUAAAUUAUAGAAAUUUUUUUCAUCAUGAUAUGUAAACAGCUGACUAGUUUUAAGACACUUUUCAUCGUUAAAUUCUCAUGAGAUCUUUACAAAACAAAUUUAUAUAUGAUGAGGGGUAUAAAUUAAAUCAAUAUAAAUUGAA